AUGACACUCGAUGUUACGGGCCUGCACCCCUCGCAGGCUUUUCGACUGCAUACACCCCCAGGUUCAUCCACACAAGCCGAUAUCGUCAAGGUCAAAACACGAAUUGACACCAACACUGGCCGACACAUAGUUUUGUGGAAGGACGUUAAGAGCUAUUUCAAGAACGCCAAAUGCGCAAUGAAAGCCGGAGAAAUAGUAGCGUUUCUGGCCGACGAAAACUUGGGCCGCCUAAAGCCUCGGAGGAUCGAUCAUCAUCCUGGAGUUGUGCUCGAUGUGGUUGUCGACAGUGCCAGAAAAAAUACCAUCGAUCGUGCAAGGGAGAAAGAGUCCCUCCGGCAAGCCGUAUUCACAGGGCCAGCCGCUCCCUCUUCCGCUAUGGGUAUGCCAACCAAGGCCAUUGACCUCUUGCGAUACACCUCGUCCUCGUAUGCGGCUGCUGAUGAGGCAGAAUCUGUUACACAACAAGUCACUGACCUCUCCAUAUCGGACCAGACGUCCUCGAACAAAUGUCCCGUUGUCUGUUUAACCGAGAUGACACAGCAGCUGACCAUGUCUUCCCAGGCCUGCCUCAGCCAGUACACUUUGCAGCUUCGGGACAUCCAGCGCGGUCAAAAUGACAUUGUCGCAGAAGUGCGCAAGAAUAGGUCUCUUCAAGAGCAGAUAUUCCUAUUACAGCAGCAGAUGGACGAGAAGGACAGGAUUGCGCAAAAGCAGCUGUUGGAGGCACAGCAGCAGUUACUGGAGAAUCAGGAGCAAAUUCUCCAGACGCAACAACAGGCCCUCGAUCGCUUAGCCAUCAUCCAAAGCCGUGUCCAGGCCGUCCUUACACAGACCUACGAACUCCACGAGUACCCUAUUCCACGACUCUUCAUUGUUCUUCCAAAGGCAUCAAGGCGUCGUGACAAGCUGCUCAAUCCUUUCUCGGACCAGUAUCGUCUUUAUUUCUUGUGUGAAUGCGGCUCUCACACCAUGUCCGAGGGAACCAAGAUACCGCACAAGGUCCACCUGGCCAAGCACGAAGGAUAUGACCUGAGCCGUCCGAACGAGUUCUUUAAGAAGUACGGAUUCUAUGUCCUGACAUUGAUGCAGAUGAUCAAGUAUGGGAUCACAAUUGCCGGGGUGGUUGUGCCAUCGCUGGCGCAUUUCAAGAUUGUAGAUGGAAUCGAUGCGGUCCAGGAGCAGCUCCAGUUUGUGAAAGAGAACUUUGGACAACUGGUAGACAAUACGAUCGACUUUAUUGAGGACCAGCAGCAAAAUAACAAGGAUAAUAAGGACGGGGUAUACGCGGCUGAAGGACAGACGAGGAUGGACAAACUUGAGGUCCUGGAAGGAGCAGAUCUUCGACAGCUGGAGUCGUACCUGAGAGUCCAGGAUAAGGGCCGCACUCUAGGCAAUCUGUACCGGACCGUCACUGAGGAGGGACAUGUCAAAUGGGUGUGCAUCGAUCACUUCCGUGAGAACUAUCGAGAGUCGGCAGUGCAGCAGUUGAGAGAUGUGGUGGCAGUCAACUCUGGGGCUUUCGAUGAGGAACAGAGCAGGGUCUAUAUCUUUCUGAGGUCCGCUCUCCAAGCAAAGGAGUUCUACGAGGCACUGGUCAAAGCACGAAGGGUCCAUGAGCUGACAGUAGAGCUGCAGUGGGGUAUGACAUUGGACGAUCAUCGGAAGUUCCGUUCUGCUAUCACGAAUGCGAACGUAUCUUGUCUGACAAUGAUCAUAUUCAGAAUGAAAAGGCCAGCAUUGGAUCUUAUCAACCGCUAUCGACGCUUUGAUCCGAUCAUGGGGCUCCUGUCGGACAGGCGACUCCAAGCUUUCACACUAGAAGGAUCUGAAAACUUCUUCUCUCGGACCAGCACUUCCUUUAUCAGGCCCGCUCCUCAACUUCGAACUCUGUCUAUACAACCCAUACACCUUGAAGAUACCGCGUCCCAGACAACAUUCGCCAGACUUCUUCAGAACUGUCCCAAUCUGACAAAGCUGCAGCUUGGAACAUGGGACUUGAGCACCAUCUUCGAUAUAGUUAUGCAUAAUAUCAAGCAUUUGUCAAAUCUUAAAGAGCUAGGACUAUUCCAUGGGAGAUCUUCAGAGGACCAUAUCGUCAUCGACCUCCUCAAAGGCGAGGUUCAGGGUGCGUGGGCCAAAUUAGCCAUCAUCACGUCUUUUGAACCAUCGUAUCUGCAGUUUUUUCGGAGAGGACUACUCACUCAACUGACGAUUACGAAUACCGUUAUUGAUCAAGCGAAGGGAUCACUUCCAGAGAUCAUACACAGGAAUCCAAGGCUCUUGGAAGUCAAGCUCAGUUGCCGAUGUGCGCAAUUCCUUGGGAUGCUCAACCUGAUUAUAUCGGGGAGAAAGCGAGGGAGGGCAGAUGGAUACGUCUAUGCACCAUUACGACUCGACUUUACAAACUAUUCCGACGACAUAGCCGAUGAUUGUAUCAUCUCUGCUGUACAUCUAUCGGAGCGGUCUGAUGCGCUCGACAUGUCCACCGACAUCAGACUGAGGUUUGGAUCGCGGCCUGAUCAUAACUAUCUCUCCUCGCUAAUCAACCGAUACGGAUGGUCCAUCAAGAUACUGGAUACCCUAUCUGGAGAGCUCAGCGAUGAUAUUGCUCAACAAUUGGACAAGUCAACGGAAGAGAAGGGGUCUAGGAUCACAACUCUUAUGUUGGACACAUAUGGUCUGUCUUCUGCGGGUCUGGAGUGCAUGGCUCGAGUCAUGGAUCGGUCGGGCUACCUGCAGGAGUUCCAGCUCUACGUCCGUAACCCGUUGAUUAACGAUGCAGUGGAGAGCCGACUGCUUCAUAGGCAUAGGGAGGUGUUGACUGGGUUGAGAGUGCAUGUAGCAUCGCACGAUUCACAUAUCCCAUGGCUUGCGGAAACCUUCUUGUCAAGACGUGAUGUGCGACGACUGAAAUAUCUUCAUUUCAUGUGCUUGCACAGCAAAGUCAUCUUCCCACAAGAAUACGUUCCUUGGCUCGCUGCAAUGGUCUCCUCUUCAAGCGAUCCAUUCAUCCAUGAGUCUUCCUCACCACAGAGCCUCACAAAUCCCCAGGCGCUGCCAUCGACCGAGUCUGCUGCUGAUACUUCGACAGCAUGGGAGCCAUUACAGGAGUUCAGACUGUCUGGAUUUUCACUUGAGCCGGAAGACUGGAAGACGAUUAUCGAGGCGCUUGAUUUUUCUAAACUGAGGACACUAAGACUUUCCAGGAGCAACUUUUCAAUCGAGCAGUUCAAGACUCUGGUCGAUUGCAUCUCAGACGCUGGUCCUGAUGUGCCGCUAGAACAUGUCGACUUUCGUGGAUCAGAUCUUUCUGUACAAAGGAUGCCUUCCGAGAUGCAGCAGCUACGCAAGACACUUAAUGAGAAAGCGCCCCAAAUCAGUCUUUAUAUUAAUGUUUUUAAGCAAUAA
Molecule: messenger RNA, 3408 nt
Organism: Gamsiella multidivaricata
Lineage: Eukaryota; Fungi; Mortierellomycota; Mortierellomycetes; Mortierellales; Mortierellaceae
Exons: 2
Coding region: 1-3408 (1135 amino acids)
Source: RefSeq, a predicted model, not a curated record